AUGUUAUCCGCGGCUGAGCCGAACAGCCAUUCGCCGCCUCUGAGUUAUGGCGGAUUGUUUUUGAAUUUAUCGCCGAGCCUGCCGUUCCUUCUUCAUCAUUUUCCCCUCUCCACAAAAUGUUCAGAGCCCAAUUGGCGUAGGAAAUCUCUGUCAAUUGGAUUGAGCUCACGGCGUGACUGAAUUAUGACUGCUUCGGGAAUUGUUCACAAGAGAAAAAAUAUCUUGAAUGGUACCAGUCCGUGAUCUUAUUGUACAUUCUCGAAGUGAGGCUGAUUUAAAAAAUUUUUUUUGUAGAUUACUUGCCAUUCAGAACUUCUGAUUAUUAAGAUCAUGACACUGAGGCCUUUUUUUCAGGCUGCUUGAAGAUGUCGUAAUCGAUAUAUUUUUGAGACAUUUGUCAAAUAAUCUUACCUUUAUUGUUGUUCUUCAAGUCUAGAGAAACGUAUCUUAAAACCUUUUUCAAACUAAAAAACGCUUUAAAACUUCGAAAUACUUCUGAAAAAAAAAACAAUAAAGCGCUCGUUCUCAGUUUUACUGUCUCAAGUCAAAAGUGGAGGGAACAAUUGUUCAGAAAUCUCGAGGGACUUUCUUAUAGUCAACAUUUGCCGACCUGAAAGGUGGGAUGAGCAGAUUGACAAGGAUGACGCGUUGCGUACGCGACGCGGCUUUAGGCAAAAACUCGAGUUCAUGGAAAAAAAACAAAUAAGUGCGAGAAGUUGAAAAAUAAAAAACCAGAAUGACUAAUAAUUGAACUUUGCUGAGGAAAAUUAUCGUAUAGAAAAGAACUAGAGUUCUCAAAAUGACCAUUUGAAAAGAAUGACAUUUUUCAAAAACUUAAAACUUUCUUUUUGACAUUUCAAAGGAAUGUCGUUUUUGAUAGAUCAACCAAAAUUGAUCACUUUCGUUCUUUUCAUUUUGUGGCUUUUUAAAUAAUGACUGACAAAUAAAUUGAAGUUUGCUUGGAAACGCAGGGCGUGCCACCGUUCUUAUUUUUACUAAUCGACUUCUCGACAAAACCAGUGCCCAGAAAGAAGCUUUCUUUCCAAUGAUAAGUUCCUCGCAGCUUUCCAAAGGUUUUAGGAUGCUCCCCUUAUAAGUUUCGUUUUCCAAGCUGUACACGACCUAGUUGAAAAGCAAACUGAGUUAUUUGGGAAUGCAAUGGACGAAUAAUGGUCAUUUUCUAAAGAAUCAUAUUCUUACUAGUAAAUGAAUGUUCGCCUUAAUGAGCAAAAUUUACAUUUUUUUUUUCCAAAUUGAUUACUUUAGAAUUCCAACAUCAAUAUUCCGCCACAAACGUGUAUACAAUCGGAAAACGAUGAAAUAAUUCCAAAAAUGUCCGAGUUCAAAACUCUACACUUUGUAGCUGCAAGAGCCGUAGUGAACGUCAAAAUCAAAUUAUUAUCAAGAUUUAUAAAGUACUAGAUACUAAAGGAUAAAAAAUACAAGAUUCAAAGUUUCGGGUGGACAUGAUAGUGAAUUACUCUGAAGUACUCCAAUAGUCAGUUUACCUUCAAUUUUCCUUCUACUUAAGAUGGAGUCUAUUCAACUUCUCAAAAGAAUGGCUCCACUCGGAUUACCUGGACCACCUCUGAAGAAAUGGCGCCGCCCACGAAGCGAUUGGCGCGACACGGUGGCCCGCCUCCUGCGACUCGGCUGCCCUGCACUGGAAAUGCCCUUUUGGCGAUCCGCCGGCUCCACAGUAUGCCCAAGGAGCAGUACAUGUGUCAGCUCUGCGCCAACCACGGCAUCUUCAACCAGCCCAAAAAAGGCCACAAACAAAAAUGUCCAUACCGGACCUGUCCGUGAGUUUUUUAAAACCGAUUUUCCGUAUGUGUACCUCCAAGACGCAAGCGAUGUUAACUUUAAUAGGGGAUUUUCUUUCUUUUUUUAACUUCAAUAAGACAUUUUUCGAUCCAAGUGAUCUUGUUAAAGAUCACGCUGAUCUGUCAAUAAAUUAUUCUCUUACCGUUCUUGAUCUGUGAUAAUUAAAAUUAUACGGACGAUGAAUAAAAGUCGAUACAGUUUGUUUGAAUAACAGAAAUUAAGAAAAAAAUAAUAAUCAGAUUUGAAUGUGAUUUAUAAGUUAUAAGAAAAAAACAAGGAAAUUGAGAUCUGGUGUUAUUUGAGGGAAAUUUGUCUUUCUCGGUGUUUCUCAUCUCUUUGUAAGAUUAAACUAACACUAUCAACAUUUUUGUUUGAAUCUUUCUUGUUUUUUAUCACUCAUUUUAGCGUGUCUUGGUUCAAGUGGAAGCUUCGAUCUUUCUUUCUCUUACUUUCAAUCGAUCAGUCAUAUUCAAUUCAAUUCAAUUCAUCUUUUUUGACUUUUUUUCAAAUGAGAAUAAUCUCACACCGACUGAGAACUUCUUAAGUUGUUUCAAUCUUUUUAAUGAAGUUUUUAUAGAUACCUACACUAUAGAUAGUGAAGAUACACUUACUUCAUUUAUUUUUCUUUGAAAAUCGUAUUGAUAUUUUUUUUUCAAGGUGUUCUCUUUGUGCGCUGAACACCAAACGGAGGGCGCUCGACCAAAUCGAACGGCAACUCAAAAUCACCAACGAAUCUUCUACAACUCGUGAGUUUGUUUUAAGUUUGCAGGAGGAAAGCUUUACGAACUUAUUGAAAAAUACGGCAAAUAUCAGAAGCUACUGAUCAGUCACGUUUUCGAUGACAAUAAAGAAGAAAAAAGCUUGCACUUUUGAAGGACACAUCUUUUUUUCUUAUUUUUUGUAGUUUACAACUCAUCGGAAAACGUACUUGUUUAUCAUUGCUCGCAAGACUUUUGUAGUUUUUCAAGAGUUCUCAGAGUUUUUUUUUGCGGGCUACAAUUUUUCAGAAACUCAGCAGCUUCUAAUAUUAUUCCGACGUCUUUGUUUAUGUGAAUGAGAGAUGAAAAAAAAGGCUGUGUACUUUCAGGAAACAUUUUUCAGUCUAAUAGUAAAAAAAAACCAAAAACGUGCCAUUUUCUUAAGAUUCUGAUGACAAGAAGAAGGGUUUCUCAAAGUUUCAAAUAAGAAAUUUCUCAGAAUUGUCCCGCAACAUCUAAAUAUCUUUUUCUAGCUUUUCUUCAAAGUAUUUGCUGAAGAGUUUAGAGUAAACUGUCUAGUACUGUUUUUUCAGAGUUUUUCUCAAAGUUUCUCCAUUUGGCUUCAUCAUAAGCUCAAAUGCUUUUUGUUUUAUUUCACAAUUGUACUUCUCCGCAAUUCUCUCAGACCUCUGUCUAUGUUUCCUAGACUGAAUUCCUUCUAAGAACUCAAAACAUUCUAAUAAUAUCCAAUGAUGCAAUCUGUUGCUGGAAAAAAGUCACGCGUCGGCCCCAUCAGACACCUGCGCCCUAUCGACAAACACCUAGACGGUUACGGUAUUCUGAAGGCCGCAAAUCUUUCCCUUUUUCGGUCACAACUUUCCCACAGUUCUCCGACCUUCGUCACGCCAAUUUGUCACUACGGUGGCUCUUGAGACGCGUGCCGGAGAUCCGCUUUCAGAUUUCAUACUCAAUUUUUCUUUUCGGCUUGGGUGCCUGCUGGAAAUAUGGUUGUUCAGCAAAUCUCGUUAAUUGUUCUAACUUCGAUUAGGUUCUUAAUUUCAAAAACUCUUUGUGCGCAAAAAUUUCGGCUUUUCUGUGGAUAAAGGUAACAAUAUAAAAUUGACGGAGCUUUUUUAUUUUUUGUAAUUUCAAGUUAUCCGGUAAGUUUUGGACCUAAUGAAUAAAAAAGAGAAUAAUGUUGAAAGAAAUGAUACUCAAGACCUAAAAAAGCUGGAGAUUGAUUUGCGAUUGGUCAUACCAAAACUAUAUAAAUUGCGCGAUUCGGAUUCGUCGUUUCUUGAUAAUUUAUUUAUCUUCUCUCCCUUUUUGAAGCUUUCUUUUUUCUUACAUCAAGCAGAAAUUUGUAAAAAAAAAAGGUUCAACUCAGUCUUGAAAACUUUUAUGAAAUCAUUUUGAAAGCUGUUUCCGGACAACUACUGCUGAAAACUUGUGGGAUAGCAAUCUUCUCUGAAACAUCGAGAAAAACUGCUGUUGCAGGCGAAAAAAAUGACACCGGAACAUAAAUCGCGGCUCUUUUACUGCCGACAAAUUGAUAGUGGCGCCUGUCGAGUCCUCGAGUUCUUGCUAUUUUUUAUCGCUGUUCAUUUCUCACACUUUUCUGCUCCCGUUGUAAGGAGCCUUUUGUCCUUUUCCUACAGUUUCCAGGAUCGGGGUCUUGAAAGAAGCUUUUGUUUGGUUUUUUCAGCGGGAUGUCCGACGUCUCCGAGUUCGACGAAGUUGCAAACGGUUCCUACGGAGCCGUCUUCUCCGUUUCAAGAAUAUCGACAGAGGUGAGAUUAACUCAAAAAUUAACCUUCUUUUAAAAAAAGUAGUCUUGUUCCGAAAGGUUUUUGGGGUCUUCGCAGGUGCGAGACUUCAACGCCAAUUUGUCCUAUGGAAUGCGCUGGACUUAUUUUAUGCAAGAGGAAAGGAAAAGACCAUUUUAGAAACUGGAAUUUUCUCGUUAUCACAAAAAUCUUGACAUUCUCAAAAUUCCAGCGUGCUCUCACAGCCGAUACCGUUUUCCGUUCAGCUUCCAGCCACAAUUACUCGACGGGAACUUAAGGUAAAAAUUAAUUAAGUUUUUUCUACUGUGUUUGAAUUUUCGAGCUUUACUUUUUCCUCAUAGGCGAUAAUGAAAAAAGAGCCCGUUGAUAUGAGAACCCAGACGAGCUGGUCUGUUUUGAGUUGUGGCGAACUAAAUAUAAUCUGUUCAAAAACAUUUCGGGAUGGUUGAAGACCCAAAAAAUUGCUAUGACCUAAAACAACACUAAGGACCUUUCUUCGACUCGAGAUCUUUAUGAUUUCUACCUUCAAAUAGUUCAGAGGAACUUGCUGAAAAUAUAGAUGUGGAAAUUGCAGUUACUCCGUCGAGAAGAACUGAUGCCGCCGCCGUCUUCGCCCAACCUGAAAAGACCGUGCAAAACGCUAGACGACGCCAUCGAGCACAUCAAAAAGCACAAGAGCAUUUUCCAUUCGGCCGAAAUGCUCGCCAUGCCAAAUGCGGACUUUCUGCCUACCGUAUGA
Molecule: messenger RNA, 5048 nt
Organism: Caenorhabditis auriculariae
Lineage: Eukaryota; Metazoa; Nematoda; Chromadorea; Rhabditida; Rhabditidae
Source: the annotation of a GenBank genome assembly